GUAAGGAGCAGCAACCUCACGCAGCUAUUUACCUCUCAUCGAAUCGCCUCUAGGUCGUCGGGUUGACGCGUGGCUAGAUCCGUCAUGGCAGAUGUCGAUAUGGCCGCUGAUGGCCAUGCGAAUGGAUCAAGCAGUGGAGACUGGGCAGCGAGAUCCGUCGAAGGAUGGAUCAUCAUCGUGACUGGUCUGAACGAGGAAACAACAGAAGAAGAUCUGCAGGAUCUGUUUGCGGACUAUGGCGAGGUGAAGAACCUGUCGAUGGCCUUGAAUAGACGGACGGGAUAUGUGAUGGGAUACGCUUUGAUCGAGUAUGCCAACAGGGACGAAGCGGAGAAAGCUAUAAAGGGGACAAACAACACCGAGUUUCUGGAAAAGACCAUAAAGACUGAUUUCGCCUUUUCAAAAGGAUCUGCAGGUGGAAGGAAGGGAGGAGCUGCUGGUGCGGGAGGAGCUGGAGGAAGGAGGACAGGUAGAGAUAGAUCUGUAUCACCAUCACGGCGGUGAUCUCGGUAGCUCUCGGUCUUCUGGAUCAAAAGCAUUGGGACUUCGCCUCAGCAGGACCAUGCAUAUGUAUUCUUACGCUA
This is a messenger RNA of Kockovaella imperatae, 584 nucleotides long. RefSeq lists its product as hypothetical. Gene Ontology annotation, cellular component: cytoplasm; nucleus; exon-exon junction complex. NCBI's taxonomy places the organism in Eukaryota, Fungi, Basidiomycota, Tremellomycetes, Tremellales, Cuniculitremaceae. Gene Ontology annotation, molecular function: mRNA binding. The transcript has 5 exons. The record is from RefSeq and is a predicted model, not a curated record. Gene Ontology annotation, biological process: RNA splicing. Bases 85 to 504 code for a protein of 139 amino acids.